AUGGUGGGGCGCCCGGCCUCAGCGGCGGCGCGGGUGGCAAACUCCGCGGGGGCGGGCGGCCGGGGCCGGAGCGCUGGGGCCGAGGGCCGGGGUCGGCAGCCGCAUGCUCCGCGCGCAGCUCGGGCUCACUGCGCCCGGGCCGGAGACGGUGGCGGCUGCGCUGGCCCGCACCCCGCCGCCACCAUCCCUCCCGCAGCGCUUGCAGCCGAGUCCUGGGGCCGCCGCUGUCCUGGCUGUCCGGCCGAUCGGGACGCCUGGAGUGUCGCCGCUCAGGAUGGCCCGGGCUGGCGCUCCGGACAGGGGAGGAACUGGCUCCGCGCGGGGGCCCUGACUUGGGCUCCGGGACGCGCCCCGCCCCCGCCCGGCCGCCACUCGGUCAGUUUACGGCGGGGCGGGGCGGGGCGAGCUCCGGGCCGGGCCGGCUCCGCCCUGCUCGGCGACCCGCCAGGGACGUGGAGGCCGGACGGCGCCCAGGUGGAAGUUCUUUCUGGCGCACUUGGGGGCGGGGAGUUCGAGACAACGCAUUUCAUUCGAAUCACGCUGAGCAGUGCCAGCUGUGAUUAUCCAACACAAAUCUAA
This is a messenger RNA of Cynocephalus volans (Philippine flying lemur), 579 nucleotides long. RefSeq lists its product as uncharacterized. The transcript has 3 exons. Lineage: Eukaryota; Metazoa; Chordata; Mammalia; Dermoptera; Cynocephalidae. Bases 1 to 579 code for a protein of 192 amino acids. The record is from RefSeq and is a predicted model, not a curated record.